Molecule: messenger RNA, 13389 nt
Organism: Oryctolagus cuniculus (rabbit)
Lineage: Eukaryota; Metazoa; Chordata; Mammalia; Lagomorpha; Leporidae
Source: RefSeq, a predicted model, not a curated record
CCUGGAAGAGGGGCAACCGGGACAGAAUCUGGCGCCCCGACCGGGACUAGAACCCGGUGUGCAGGUGCCGCAAGGCGGAGGAUUAGCCUAGUGAGCCGCAGCGCCGGCCAGGGUUGACUCUUAAUCACAGGUCAUGGCUCUUUCAGUGACUAAAUGGAAAGCCUGCUUGUUUAACCAGUCCCUCCUUGUCCGUGGUUCUGAAUCCCAAUUUUUUGUUUCUCCAGCCCACUGAGACUGCCACAAUCUCCAGGCUGCUGAUUUCCAUUUGACUUUUCUACUUGUAUCCUAUAUUAUCCAAUGUCCUGAGGGGAAAACGUAGCUCUGGCCAGAACUACAUUUGUUUCAGGGAGUAUUGCUGCUCUUUGGGGUCAUGUAUCCUCAAAUGUUGCCUUUUUUGGUUGUUCUACAGGGUCUUCUGGCAACUUUGUGUGUGUGUGUGUGUGUGUGUGUGUGAGAGAGGGAGAGAGAGAGAGAAGAGAGAUACAGAGGCGAGGCGAAUGUGUGUGUGGGAGGGGAAAGAGAAUGUAUGUGUGUGUACGUGGGAUUUUGUCUACCUUUAGUAGAUGUUCUUAGCAGGAGUGCUAGUCUGAUACCAGCUGCUCCAUCAUAACUGGAAGUGUAAGCCUUUACCCACAUUUAGAAUAAUUCUUAGAAGGACAUUUCAACAGACUUCCUCUUUCAGUAUUUAAUUCUUCCAGUAUUGCCUUUUUGAUCAAGGAUUUCCAUGUGUCUCUCUCCCCUCCCUAAGUGGUGAGGGAGCAAAGCCCUGUGUUAGAAAUGUGGGGUUUUCCAGUGCAGUCAGGGGCAGACCCAGGGAAUUGGGCUCCAAUUUAUUUUUCAGCUUUUCUUCCCUUAAUGUGCAAAUAUGGUCAGAAGGGUGGCAGGUUAGCACAAUAUUCUUUCAAUUUCUGGCCAGCUAUAUUACAUGUUUAAAUGAGAAUAUUUCCUUGUUAAGAAAGCAUUAUUUUUACUUAUAUGAACCAAUAAGACACUUGUUAUAUUCAAAGAAUUUAAGAUGCAGAGUUUAAGUUUGUGAAUUAAUAGACUUUAUUUUUAGAGUAGUUUUAGAUUUGGAAAAAAAAAAAAACCACCUGACCUGAAAGUACUGAGUCCUCACACGCCCCUUCUCUUGCUCACAGAGUUUCCCUUAUUAUUUACAUCUCAAAUUGAUGUGGUACAGAUGCAGUUUUGAAACUGAGUCAACGGUGACUUCUUCCCAAGGGCUUCUCAUCCUCAGCAGUAGCUCACAGUGUAUGCCAAUUCCUGUUUCUUUGCAGUAAUGUCAGAGGAAUAUGUUGUCAACCUGGAUGCAGGCCUAUCUGAAAUAUUUGGGAAAGUCUCCUGUGCGGUGAACUACUAGAGGAAAAGAACAGAAGCUGCUAUCAGUCAGGUGUUCACGAACAAAAUGCACAAAAUCCCGACUGACCGGAAUAACUCAUGAAGAAGGGGCUGGAUCCGUGGGUCAGAGAACACAGGACCAGUGUGCCACCCCAAGGCCGAAGGCCUCCUCCAACACAGCCCUCCAGGCUCUGAGAACUCUCUGACACAUCUUGACCAUGAGAACGCGGCUGGCUUUUGACAGGAUUCGUGCGCAGACCCAGCGGCCUUGAACUAGUCCAUGGAGGAGCCUCCAGAGCUCCCAGCCAGGCAAGCCGUCCCCUCCAGGGGGAAGAGCGGCGUGGAAGAGGACGGCGGCUGCAGCAGGAGUGGACAUGAACGCUGGUUUCCAGAGAGAACAGCGUUUUAGUUUUGGUCACCGGAAGUGGUGCCUGCAGCACAGAAGAGUGUCACUUCUCAUCCAAGACUGUUGAUCCCCAGCACGGGACCACGGGAGAGAAGAGGCCGGAAGGGAGCCGCCCCAGCAUCCAGUGUGGCAUCUCUCGUGCCAGGACCAGGGAUGACUGGGCCAUGGACACAGACAUCGCCCACCUUCAGCUGUUCGCAUAGCACACGGGGGACUCUUAGGGACCACUUGCCACUGCCAACUGCAACCACACGAUGGCAAUACUGACAUCCCACAUGGCGUGUUCCCGGCAGACAUGCAGGCAGGAAGUGCCGGUGCGUUUCCUGUCUGUGAAGUAGAGGGCCAUGCCUCACCAGUAUGACCUGCCCUGAGGUCACUUGCAGUCAGUGACACUUGCAAAAAAAAAAAAAAAAAAUUCCAAAGCCGUCUGGGGUUUGACUUCCACAGCUCUCGGCCAAAGCUGGACACCUCCCUCUGGGACACCCGGAUUGCUCGUAAAUGCAGCCUGCCCGGACCCUCCCUGAAUAGCCUCUGAAAUCUCUCCGAAGGUCAUGGAUCCUGAACAAAGUGCUAAGGGCACCAAGAAGGCGGAGGGAAGUCCCCGGAAGCGGCUGACCAAAGGAGAGGCCGUGCAGCCCAGCGUCACUUCCGGCGUCCCGUACCCAGGCAGCGGCACCGCUGCCUCCCAGGAGAGCACGCCCCAGGAGCUCCUAGCCCCGCAGCCCUUCCCGGGCCCCUCCUCGGCCCUCCGGGAAGGCUCUCAGGAGAAAACGGGCCAGCAGCAGAAGCCCCCCAAGAGGCCGUCGGCUGAGGCCACAGUCCACAUCUCACAGCUUCCGCAGCACCCUCUGACACCAGCAUUCAUGUCGCCCGGCAAACCCAAGCACCUCCUGGAAGGGUCCACCUGGCAGCUGGUCGACCCCAUGAGACCCGGACCUUCAGGCUCCUUUGUGGCCCCUGGGCUCCACCCUCAGGGCCAGCUCCUGCCUCCUCACGCUUCCAUCAUCCCCGCCGAGGACCUGCCUGGCAUCCCCAAGGUCUUUGUGCCCCGGCCCUCCCAGGUCACCUUGAAGCCCACGGAAGAGGCACCCAAGAAGGAGAGGAAACCCCAGAAGCCGGGCAAGUACAUCUGCCAGUACUGCAGCCGGCCCUGCGCCAAGCCCAGCGUGCUCCAGAAGCACAUCCGCUCGCACACGGGCGAGAGGCCCUACCCCUGCGGCCCCUGCGGCUUCUCCUUCAAGACCAAGAGCAACCUCUACAAGCACAGGAAGUCCCACGCCCACCGCAUCAAAGCGGGCCUGGCCUCGGGCAUGGGCGGCGAGGUGUACCCGCCGGGGCUGGAGAUGGAGAGGCUCCCCGGGGAGGAGUUCGAGGAGCCCACCGAGGGAGAAAGCACAGACUCUGAAGAGGAGACGGGCACCGCGGCCAGUCACACAGCCGAGCUCUCCCCCAGGCCCAAGCACCCGCUGCUCUCCAGCGCUGUGUACGGCUCCGGGAGCCACGGCUCCGGCCACGAACGCGGUUCCUUGUCCCAGUCCAGCUCGGCGCCGUCGCUCGAGGACCCCUCUGCGUUUGCAGAACCUUCCUCCGAGCACCCCCAGAGCCACAAACCUGAAGACACCCACACGAUUAAGCAGAAGCUGGCCCUCCGCCUAAGCGAGAGGAAGAAGGUGAUCGACGAGCAGGCCUUCCUGAGCCCGGGCAGCAAAGGCAGCACCGAGUCGGGCUACUUCUCCCGUUCCGAGAGCGCCGAGCAGCAGGCCAGCCCCCCCAACACCAACGCCAAGUCCUACGCCGAGAUCAUCUUUGGUAAGUGCGGGCGCAUCGGGCAGAGGACCGCCAUGCUGACGGCCACCUCCACCCAGCCCCUCCUGCCCCUGUCCACCGAAGACAAGCCCAGCCUGGUACCGCUGUCUGUGCCCCGGACGCAAGUGAUCGAGCACAUCACGAAGCUCAUCACCAUCAACGAGGCCGUGGUGGACACGAGCGAGAUCGACAGCGUGAAGCCCAGGAGGAGCUCGCUCUCGAGGCGCAGCAGCAUGGAGUCUCCCAAGUCCAGCCUCUACCGGGAGCCCCUGCUGCCCCACGGCGAGAAGCAAUCGCUGCUGAGCCUCCAGCACCCGCCCAGCACCACCCCUCCUGUGCCUCUCCUGAGAAGCCACUCAAUGCCUUCGGCCGCCUGCUCUAUCAGCACCCCCCACCCCACCUUCCGAGGUAGCUACUCCUUCGAUGACCACGUCACCGACUCCGACACCCUGAGCCGCAGCAGUCAAGUGUUUACCUCCCACCCCCGGAUGCUGAAGCGCCAGCCGGCCAUCGAACUACCUUUGGGAGGCGAGUACAGUUCCGAGGAGGCCGGCCCAAGCAGCAAAGAGGCAGCCUCCAAACCCUCGGAGGAACCGGAGCCCAAGGAGAGCGAACUCAGCAAAAAGACCAAGAAAGGGCUGAAGACGAAAGGGGCUGUCUAUGAAUGUAACAUAUGUGGUGCUCGCUACAAGAAGAGGGACAACUACGAAGCCCACAAGAAAUACUACUGCUCAGAGCUGCAGAUCACCAAGCCCAGCUCUGUGGGUGCUCACCCACCCCCCGAGGCCGACAAGGGCCAGGCAGAGCACGAGCCGUGGUCCCAGAUGAUGCAUUAUAAACUGGGGACCACCCUGGAGCUCACGCCCCUGAGGAAGAGGAGGAAAGAGAAGAGCCUUGGGGACGAGGAAGAGCCACCUGCCUUCGAGUCGACAAAAAGUCAGUUGGGCAGUGCCGGGCCGUCGUCCGAGGCCGCUCGGAACCUUCCCCUGGAGUCCACCAAGUCACCAGCAGAACCAAGUAAAUCAGGCCCGCCCUUGGAGGGACCCCUGGGCUUCCAGCCAAGGACUCCCAAGCCAGGGCCCGGUGCGGAAUCAGGGAAGGAGAGGAGGACAACGUCCAAAGAGAUUUCCGUCAUCCAGCACACCAGCUCCUUCGAGAAGUCCGACUCCCUGGAGCAGCCCGGGGGCCCGGAGGGGGAAGAGAAGCCUCCAGCCCCAUUCUCCUCGCACCCCGCCGCCUCGGCCCACACACGCCCGCCACACUCGCUGCAGCCCAGGUUGGUCCGGCAGCCCAACAUUCAAGUUCCCGAGAUCCUGGUGACCGAGGAGCCUGACCGGCCCGACACGGAGCCCGAGCCGCCCCUGAAGGAGCCCGAGAAGACAGAGGAGUUCCAGUGGCCCCAGCGCAGCCAGACGCUCGCCCAGCUCCCCGCCGAGAAGCUGCCGCCCAAGAAGAAGAGGCUGCGCCUGGCAGAGAUGGCCCAGUCGUCGGGCGAGUCCAGCUUCGAGUCGCCCGUGCCUCUGUCUCGCAGCCCCAGCCAGGAGAGCGGGUCCAGCCGCUCGGCCUCCUUCGAGAGGGAUGAGCACGGGAAAGCAGAGGCCCCUGGCCCCUCCUCCGACACACGCCCCAAGCCCUUGGGCACCCACAUGCUGACUGUCCCCAGCCACCACCCACACGCCCGAGAGAUGCGCAGGUCAGCCUCGGAGCAGAGCCCCAACGUGUCCCACUCUGCGCACAUGACCGAGACACGCAGCAAAUCCUUCGACUACGGCAGCUUGUCCUCCGCAGGCCCUCCCACGCCAGGCCCCGCCGGGCCCCCAGCCCCAGCAGCUCCUCCGGAGAGAAGGAAAUGCUUCCUGGUGAGACAGGCCUCUCUGAGCAGGCCUCCAGAAGCCGAGGCCGAGGCCGCCCCCAAGGGGAGACAGGAGAGUGAGGAAGCACAGCCCUCGCCCGGCAAACCUCCCACCAAAAGCUCACUACCCCAGAUCUCCUCGGCGGGCCCCUCGCACAGCGGGCACUCUGGAGGCAAGGGCCAGGUGCAGGACCGGCCCCCGAGGGGCUCUCCUCCACCCUACACAGAGGCACUGCAGGUGCUGCACCACCCCGUGGCGCAGCUCCCCCUGCCGGAGAAACCGUACCUGCCCCCGCCCGUCUCCCUCUUCUCCUUCCAGCACCUCCUGCAGCAUGAGCCCGGACAGUCUCCAGAGUUCUUCUCCACCCAGGCCAUGUCCAGCCUCCUCUCCUCGCCGUACUCCGUGCCCCCACUUCCUCCCUCUCUGUUUCAAGCCCCACCGCUUCCUCUCCAACCUACAGUUCUGCACCCAGGCCAGCUCCACCUCCCGCAGCUCAUGCCUCAUCCUGCCAGCAUCCCCUUCCGGCAGCCCCCUUCGUAUCUCCCCAUGCCAUACCCCUCCUCAUCAGCACUCUCCCCGGGGUUCUUCCUGCCGCUGCAAUCCCAGUUUGCGCUUCAGCUCCCUGGCGAUGUGGAGAGCCACCUGCCCCUGAUCAAAACCAGCCUGGCCCCGCUGGCCACAGGAACCGCCGGCCCCUCCUCCAGCACAGCGUACAGCAGCGACGUCCAGCUGCCCCCCGGGGCUCCCCCAGCCAGCUCCUCGGCACCCACAUCGGCCCCUCCGCUGGCCCUGCCCGCCUGUCCGGAUGCCAUGGUGUCCCUGGUUGUCCCCGUCCGCAUUCAGACCAACAUGCCAUCCUAUGGGAGUGCAAUGUACACCACCCUCUCCCAGAUCUUGGUCACCCAGUCCCCAGGCAGCACAGCCACAGCAUCUCUUGCCAAGUUUGAGGAGCCCCUGUCUACAGGGACAGCUGCACGUGGGGCGGAGGUGUAUGAGGUGGAGCCGGGACCAUCUGGGUUAAGUGACGAGCAUAGCAGAGGGUUCCCGACUCCAUACCUGAGAGUGCCUGUCACAUUGCCCGAAAGGAAAGGCCCCUCCCUGUCAUCAGAGAGUGUCUUGAGCCUGGAGGGGAGCUCAUCCACCGCAGGGGGAAGCAAACGUGUCCUUUCCCCAGCUGGCAGCCUUGAACUCACCAUGGAAACCCAGCAGCAAAAAAGGGUGAAGGAGGAGGAGGCUUCCAAGGCAGACGAAAAACUGGAGUUGGUGAGGCCAUGCAGCGUGGCGCUUCCCAGCCCCGAGGAUGGAAAGAGGCCAGAGAGACCCCACGUAGGCAGUCAGGGCCAGAGCAGGAGGGAGCUAGAAGCAGCGUCCAGCCUGUCCUCAGACCCGUCUCACCCAAAGGAAGUUCCUCCUCUGCCCCAUCCCACGUUGCCUCCCGGGACAGACCCAGGCUCUGAAGCUCUGAGAGAAUGUGCCCAGCCAACUGGCAGACCUCACCGAAGAGGGCUGCCCCCACUGAGCGUGAAGAAAGAAGACCCCAAGGAACAACCUGACCUCCCUCCCUUAGCACUUCCCAGCUCUCUGCCUCUGUCAGAAACGCCCCCCAGACCAGCCAAGCCGCAAGAAGGUAUGGACUCAAAGAAGGUACUGCAGUUCCCCAGCCUCCACACGACCACUAAUGUCAGUUGGUGCUAUUUAAACUACAUUAAGCCAAAUCACAUCCAGCAUGCAGAUAGGAGGUCCUCUGUUUACGCUGGUUGGUGCAUAAGUUUGUACAACCCCAACCUUCCGGGGGUUUCCACUAAAGCUGCUUUGUCCCUCCUGAGGUCUAAGCAGAAGGUGAGCAAAGAGACAUACACCAUGGCCACAGCUCCGCAUCCUGAGGCAGGAAGGCUUGUGCCAUCCAGCUCCCGCAAGCCCCGCAUGACAGAGGUUCACCUCCCGUCACUGGUGUCCCCGGAAGGCCAGAAAGAUAUAGCUAGAGUGGAGAAGGAAGACGAGACGCGAGGGAAGCUGGAGAAGGACGCUCCUGCCUCCAAGGGAGGGGAGCCGGCGAGGAUCAAAAUCUUCGAAGGAGGGUACAAAUCAAACGAAGAGUAUGUAUAUGUGCGAGGCCGCGGCCGAGGGAAGUAUGUUUGUGAGGAGUGUGGAAUUCGCUGCAAGAAGCCCAGCAUGCUGAAGAAACACAUCCGUACCCACACUGACGUCCGGCCCUAUGUGUGCAAGCACUGUCACUUUGCUUUUAAAACCAAAGGGAAUCUGACUAAGCACAUGAAGUCGAAAGCCCACAGCAAAAAGUGCCAAGAGACAGGGGUGCUGGAGGAGCUGGAAGCCGAAGAAGGAACCAGUGACGACCUGUUCCAGGACCCGGAAGGGCGCCAGGGCUCAGAGGUGGUGGAGGAACACCAGUUUUCAGACCUGGAGGGCUCGGAUUCCGACUCGGACCUGGAUGACGAGGAAGACGAGGACGAGGAGGAGAGCCAGGACGAGGCGCCCCGGCCGUCUGCAGAGGCUGCCCCACCCAGCCGGCCAGACUCCUCCCCGCUCCCCAGCCCUCAGCCCUCAGGUGCCAGCGCCGAGCUGCAGGCCGCGCCAAGUGGCUCCGUCUCGGAAGCUGAGCGCCCGACAGCCAGGACCUGCUGCUCCUGCAGUCAGAGCACCCUGUGCCUCCCCCCGCCGGGGCCGGCCCCCGCAGGCCCCGUGGAGAAGGACGCAGGCCCAGCCCCGAGCUCCAAGGCUGCAUCGCCCCGACGGCCGUGGUCCCCAAGCCGAGAACCAGGCAGCCGCCCACCGCUGGCCCGCAAACACUCACUAACCAAAAACAACUCGUCUCCGCAGCGAUGCUCACCGGCCCGGGAGGCCCUGGCCCCGGCCUCGAGCCCACCCGGCCUCCAGACAGGCCCACGAAGAGACACGGGCCCCCUCCCCUGCGGGUCUCCACGACUCCAGCUGUCUCCUCUCACCUUCCAUCCCCUGGGAAGAGAACCAACCCCUCGCGCACACCUGCCCCCCGAACUUGAGGGCACCCCAGGCCCGGGCCCCCUCCGCCACUCACCCACCAGGAGAUGGUCUCCGGGCCAGGCAGCGUCCCCGCCACGGCCGGUGCUGCCAGGGGAGUGGGCCUUGGCUGGGCCGGGCAGCCCCUCGGCGGGUGAGCAUGGCCCAGGCUCGAGGCCGGCCCCGCGGGUUCCCCUUCCACCCGCGCCUCUACCUCACAAGCUCCUCGGCAGAAGCUCCGAGACCUGCGCCUCCACCUGGAAGGCCGAGCCCCGAAGUCCGUCCUGCUCACCUGGCCCUGCUCAUCGAUUCUGCUCCCGACCCUUCUCUGCCUCCCGCGACUUCCUCGGCCACAUCCCAGCCCGGACAGAGGAGAACAUCUUCAGCCACCUGCCGCUGCACUCCCAGCACCUGACCCGCGCCCCGUGCCCCUUGAUCCCCAUCGGGGGGAUCCAGAUGGUGCAGGCCCGGCCGGGGCCCACGGUGGCCUGGGUCAGCGGCUUCUCAGGGGGUGGCAGCGACCUGACAGGGGCCCGGGAGGCCCAGGAGCGAAGCCGCUGGAGUCCCACCGAGAGCUCGCCAGCCUCUGUGUCCCCCGUGGCUAAGGUCUCCAAGUUCACCCUCUCCUCGGAGCUGGAGGGCAGGGAGGACCCCAGGGAGAGGGAGAGAGAACGGACAGGCGGGGGCCUGGGCAGACCUCCAGACUGGGAGCCCCAGGGGGCCGAGGCGCCCCCAGAACCCACGCCCAGGCACAGCUCCCACACCCCACCCGAGGCUUCAUCCCGGCCACCCCAGGGCCACUGGGCAGUACUGUCCCGGAGCCCCCGCUUGGAGUCACCACGCGCACCGGCCAAGCCCGAGGACCCAGCCACCCCGCCACUGGACCGCAGCAGCUCCGUGGGCUGCCUGGCCGAGGCCUCCGCUCGCUUCCCAGCCCGGAGGAGGAGGAACCUCUCCGGGGAACCCAGGACCAGGCAGGGCUCCCCUGAGCCCUCAGGAAGUGGGGAGCCCAGGGCGCCUCCACCACAGCCCGAGGACAGGGGCCCGCCGAGCCCUUAGUCUCCGUGUGGCCGCCCCAGCAUGCGGCUCCCAGCGGCAGGCAACGGAUCUCUGCAGCCAGCCCCUCGACUCACGGCGCUCACCGUCCCUCUGCCCUGACUGUCUGUCCAUCCGUCCAUCCGUCCGUGCUGCUUCUGCCCGCAAGCCCGUCUGUCCUACCUUCCCAUGUCUGCAGUUACCUGUGCCUUUUCUACACCUUUUGUUGCUUGAAAGGAAACAAAACCAAUCAUACACGUGCAUAAACCCCACCCACCCACCCACCCACGAGACGUCCCGGGGCCGAGAAGGAUUUGUGCUGUACCGGGAGGCGCCUCCUGACCCCCACCCCUCGCCCGAGCUGGCCAGGCGCAGACCCUGCUGAGGGCAAAGGGGUGCCCUGAGGGAGAGGAGGAAAAGGAAACUUUUUAAAAUGCGUGAUUAAAUGCAGAAGCAAGCACUGCUGUGUGCAGACGUUCCUGGUCCUGUUCACUGCCGCUCUGUCCCUGCCCCCGCCCCCGCACUCCGCAAGCAGGCCUGGAAAACCAUUUUUUCCUUUUUUAAUUUAUUUCUUUGCCUGAAAGAGGAAAAAAUGUUGUCCAUGCUAGGAUUCAACACGAGUUCAUAGGAACAGGUAGGAGGUAGGAGCUGGUUCUCCCAGGCUCCCAGCUACCCGGGUAGUCUGAGCCGGGGUCCAUCCUGGCAUGUGACAAGUGGACGAACCACCCCAGCCCUGGCUUCCGGCCCUCUGCUCCCUGGGCUGGGAAAGGAGUCCUGGCUGACUGCCUGUUCCCUAGGCACCUGGCCUAGGCCUUGCUCUCAGGGCCCUGGUCGUAGGCUCCUUCUCCAUCCUAAAAACCACCCACAAAGCUCAAAGCAAGGCACAAGGCCCAGGGGCAUGGAGUGUGGGUCCUACUUCACCUGAUCCCGGGGGACAGGGACCCCAUUCCCUUCGCUGGCUAAGCUCUCCCAGUGCCUGGCGCUGGAGGCCCAUGGGGACUCCUUGGUGCCCACCCCACUUUCUGAGGCCUUCGCUCCCCCACAGAAAUACCCCCAAAAUGACAGCUGGGGGCUGCCCGGGCCUAUUGUCGGUUUUGACCUCUAAAUACAGACAUGCAGAGACACACACAUACACACGAGGGUAUGUACUUCCGAAAGUUCAUUGAAGAAAUUAAAAGAUCAGCUUAUUUCAAUGCAAGCAUUUUGAAACCCUUGUGAAUCCGGAGGCUUCAGAAAGUACAUGGGCAAUGGGCAUGAAGAACACCACGGGGCUCAAGAACUUGCAUCAAAAUAAGCUUAGUUUCCCAUGAGUGCUCUCCAGUCCUCUCGUGUGUGGUUGUGUGUGCACACGUACAUGCAGAUAUAAAUACACUCGCACGUAAAGAGAGGAAGGCACUGGGUCUUCCCCAGCCGCCUCACAGUCUCCUGCCCAGAGGAUUUUUGAAUGUCCCUGCGUCACUUCAAGUCUUCUCCAAAGCAAGGUGGACUAGCCAGUGCCUCUUCCGUAUCCCUGCCCGAGGCCACCUCUAAGAGGUCACCCUGCAUUUCCAGGGACAGACGCCUGCUUUGGUAAGAAAAAUAAUUACACCCCCCCCCCAAACUUAAAUCCCAAGUUGAAGUGUGGAACUUGAACUUGAGCCUAUUUACCCAGUGUCAAUAAAUGUGGAAACAAGUGCUCCUGGUACAGGCAGGCGGGCUCGGUUCCAGUCUCCGCCCGGGAGAGGUGAGUGCCUUCCACAAGCUUCCAAAAGAGUCGUUCUUUGCUUCCUGCAAGGCAGGGGAAGUGCAAGGUCCGCGGUGGCCGCCCACCCAGGCCGGGCGCCGAGGCAACCUCACUCAGAGCCGGGCCUUUUCUUCUGUCUGAAGCCAGGGCCCGGCCAGGGGCUCCGAGCUGUGGGGGCUGCUCAGGCAGGGCGCUGAGUGGGAAGGGCUGAGAUGCCGCUGGGGGCUCCCUGUGCUUGUCUCUCCCCCAGUUCAAGGGUGUCUUCGCCAGCUUGGCCCCUGCUGGAUGCGCGGCCCAGCCACUGGUCCAUCCUCCAGCUGGGCCCCUGGCUCUUUCUCCUGUGCUUCACACACAGGGGACAGGAGGACAGAGCGUGCCCGGGGCUCCUGUGCUCCUGGACACUGGGGAGUUGUGGUCAGCCAGUGACCUUGGCUGCCAGAUUGAGCCUGGAGGUGUCACCCACUCUGAGAGAGACCAGUGAGCCCAGCCUGGACAGUGUUGGCACUGUUUGGGCUUGACAGGAAGUGGACAGGGCCCUGGCCCCAUUCACAGCCCAGGCUGGCAUCAGGGCCUUCCUCACCAUCAUCUUAUUUAGUCUCAAUUCCUGGGGACUUUAGGAGGGGAGACUUGGCAGGGGCUGGAAACCUCCCAGGGCAAAACCUUCCUGCCCCACACUGGGUGCUCAUCUUGGGGGCGGCCACACCCCUCCACCCCUCGAUGUGCCCUUAGCUGUUCUGGGGAGCUGAGGGCUGGGUGGUACGGCUGGCAGGGGCAAGGGGGCACAGCGGGCCAGGAGUCACAGGAGACUCCUUCCCAAAUGACGGGGACAUAUGCACAAAUGAAAUUUGACCAAAGGGCUACUGCCUCACACAGGUGCCCAGAAGAACAGAAUCGAUGCCACCAGCCUGGGGCUCCUGUCACUGGGCACAGACUCCACCCCCGCUCCCCAGGGCACAGGUGCACAGCCCCACACACACACCUCCCCCUCCGCGCCACCAGCCCCGGGCCUUGGAACAUGGCACUGACGGACUGCACAGACGCCUGGGCCCCUGUGAAGCUGGCGGCAUGGCCACUCCCUGGUGCACAGGAGCUCUGAUUCUGGGCUCUCGGGAGCAGGGGCUCAGUGUUUGUGAAGGCUUCAGAUCCGAACUUCACCAUCUACGGUGGGUUCCGCACCCCCGGUCUGCCUGCCAGGAAGCCCUUUGCCCCCUGCCAUCUCAGGGUCCUUCUGAGUACUACCCGGCCUGUUCCCACUGCAGGCCUGACCCCUCCUGCCCCCAGCCACUGAGACCCUCCGGGAGCCCACAAGCGGUGGGCCACCCCCCUCACACCCCAGAGCCUCCAACCUCCAGACCCAGAAGUCUCUCUGGCGCCCUCUGUUGGGAAAAGUAGGCAAGGAUUAGCUUCCAUACUCCUCAACCGGGUCCUUUGGCAUGGGAGCAGGCCCUGUAUCUGAGCUGAAUCUCUCUUUCUAGUACAUUUUCCAGACAAAUCCUUCUUAAAGCAAAAGUCUCGGCUGAGCAGCCGUCCUUGGGGGGCCUCCCUGCCACACUGACCAGGGGAGAAAGUGCCCGGAAGGCCUGUUCCCCAAAUUCUGCUUCCGUGUCGUGAAUCCAGUCUGCUUCCCACUAGAAAAUUACUUCAGCACUCACGAUCACUUUACUAAAUCAAGUGUUUUAAAAAACAAAACAAAACAAAAAAAAGCAAAGAGAAACAAGUAGGCAAAUGUAAGAUACGCACUGUCUGUAAGAUAAAUAUUUGCCUUUUUUUUCUAAAAGGUGUAUGUAUUCUGUGUGUGAAAUUGUCCUUAGAGAGUUUCUAUGUUCUUCAAUGGCAAUACAUUCCAAAAAUCGUACUGUACGUAUGUACAGUAGCUGCACUGGGAUGAGAUAGGUUUUGCCUGUAAUUUUAUUUAAACUCCCGUUUCUACACUUGCAUCUUGCAAUGUCGGUAUGGUAUAUAUCAGUGCAAAAGAAAAAAAAUACUCCAUAACAAAAAAAAAAAGUCCACGCAGGUCCAAAGCACAGAGUCUGGCUUCCAGAAGGGACCGAAUGCUCAGUCUCGCUGUGUGUGACCUCUGUUGUAAAUGACAUCUGUACUGUGAAUGAGACGUUUUUACAAGUCUAAUAAUUGCCUUUAUUACAGCUCGGGCUGAGUGUUCUGCCUGAGGAUAUUUUUUACAAAAAAAAAAAAAAAAAGCACGUUGGAAUAAAUUUGAAAACCCCAACAUA